CAGGGCUGCAAAACCAGCCACCGCAAAUAGAUUCAGUUCUUAAUUGUUUCAACCUCUUCUUACUUACAUGACAAGAAAAAUAAUGGGUACUCUCACCUCAAACAUAAACCUUAGCCCACAAUACAAUGUUCCCAAAGACUAUCCACCCCAUGGUUCUGUAGUUGAGGAAAUACAAGGGCUUAUUAGAGUACACAAACAUGGAUACGUGGAACGACCACAAGUUGUUCCAUGUGUCACUGCUAGUAGUAAAAUGAGUCCAGAACUAAAUGUGACAUCAAGAGACAUGGCCAUUGACAGUGCCACAAACACAUGGGCACGUUUUUAUGUUCCAAUUUCCCAACACAAAAAAAUGCCUUUUCUCGUUUAUUUUCACGGAGGAGGAUUUUGUGUUGGAUCAGCAGCGUGGAGUUGCUACCAUGAUUUCCUCGCAAGGCUAUCAGCCAAAGUGGAGUGUGUGAUUAUGUCAGUGAACUAUCGAUUGGCCCCAGAGAACCCUCUUCCAGCACCCUAUGAUGAUGGCUUAAAGGCCAUCAUGUGGGUGAAACAACAAAUGCUACAUCAACAACACAACAAGGGUGGUAGUGAAUGGUGGACUUCAAAAUGCAACUUCUCAAGUGUUUUCUUAGGUGGGGACAGUGCUGGUGCUAACAUAGCCUACAACGUUGCCACGAGGCUAUGUGCAUGUGAUGGCGCUGCUUUAAGACCCUUGAAUUUGAAGGGUCUUAUUUUGAUACAACCCUUUUUUGGAGGGGAAGUGAGAACAGGUUCUGAGAAAUGCAUGGCUCAAUCACCCGGUUCUGCUUUGAACUUGGCAGCUUCUGAUACUUAUUGGCGCUUGGCGUUACCGUGUGGUGCGAACCGUGACCAUCCAUGGUGCAACCCUUUGGUGAAGGUGAAGUUGGAGGAGUUGAAGCUCAUGCGUACCUUGGUGUGCAUCUCGGAGAUGGACAUAUUGAAGGAUAGGAAUUUGGAGUUCUGCGAUGCUUUGGUGAGAGCAGGGAAAAGGGUUGAGUAUGGGGUGUUCAGAGGUGUUGGACAUGCGUUUCAGAUUUUGAGCAAGUCUCAGGUAUCUAAGAGCAGAGCCAAGGAAAUGAUGGCUCGUGUUAAGUCCUUCAUGGCUCUCUGAUUCUCUGCUUUAAUGUUCUUUGCUAGCUUCAUGAAUCUGUCUGAGUAUAUAAAAUUAAAAUGAACUCUUGCUGAAAAUCAAACUGGUUAUUUAAAUAGCUAAAUCUUCAAGGAAAUGAGAAGAAUAAGGUGUUAAUAUAAUAGGAAAGAGUACAUUAUAAAAUGUACAAUGUUGUUACAUUAAUUUCUAAAAUAAAUUUUUAAAUAAAUACUAUUUAAAAGUGAAAUUUAUGAAUUA
Glycine soja is the source of this 1363-nucleotide messenger RNA. RefSeq names its product probable carboxylesterase 6. NCBI's taxonomy places the organism in Eukaryota, Viridiplantae, Streptophyta, Magnoliopsida, Fabales, Fabaceae. Gene Ontology annotation, molecular function: hydrolase activity. Bases 68 to 1126 code for a protein of 352 amino acids. The transcript has a single exon. The record is from RefSeq and is a predicted model, not a curated record.